Molecule: messenger RNA, 573 nt
Organism: Aspergillus melleus
Lineage: Eukaryota; Fungi; Ascomycota; Eurotiomycetes; Eurotiales; Aspergillaceae
Exons: 1
Coding region: 1-573 (190 amino acids)
Source: RefSeq, a predicted model, not a curated record
AUGCACUUUGCCUUGCACUUGCUGUCGGCACUAGCCCUGGCGAGCAGCAUCAUAACCGCUCUCGCCGCAACCACCGACCGACCCGCCGUCAAAGACUCCACGAUCCUUCGCUCCACUGCAGGCUGCCCAGCCUGCCCCGAGCAAAACUGUUUGAAAUGCACCCUCGGCUUCCACGAGACCCUCGAGGCCAAAGCGGACGCACAUAACUUCACCCGCACCCUCGUGGGCUUCAAAAUCCCCGUCCUGCCCUCGUCCAUCAUAAAGUGCACCGUGCAAUUCCCGGCAUUCACCCGCCCUUCCCGGGACCCGGUCAACAUCACCGUCGCCGCGGCCAGCUCCCCCGACUGGGACGAAGGCACCGUGACGGGUGAGACAGCACCGGUGUGCGGACCUGUCUUCGCCACUUUCAAUGUGCCAGAGUAUGGCAACCCCCCAGCGCUGGACGUCACGCCUGCGUGUCUCCGGGCGGACGACCAAGGCAGGUUUUCAGUCUACAUUGGCACCGAUGAUGGACGAUUUGAGAUUUGGUCAAAGGACUCGGGGAAUGCGGCGAUCUUGCAUGUUAGCCAUUGA